GUAGCUAAUAAGACGACCCGUACUAAAGAUGAAUUUAAAACCUAGAAAUGUCGUGCUAUCUACACUGUUCUACAUUAUUCUACACUCAAAAUAGCAUGACAUGCACAAGACAUUUCCAAUCAUUCUUCGCUGAUUCGCAGAUUGCGUGUGCGCCGUUCAUGGCGCUUGCUUAUUAAAACAAGACUUCGCUAGUUUCGGAGGUGUCAUCGACUGACAAGCGGUGUUCUCUGGUUAUCAGUGAAAAUUAUUUUAACAAAGUGAAGCUCUUUACAAAAUGGCGCGUAGAUAUGACACACGUACCACAAUCUUUUCACCUGAAGGAAGACUUUAUCAAGUCGAAUAUGCUAUGGAAGCCAUAAGCCAUGCUGGUACCUGCUUAGGUAUAUUAGCAAACGAUGGUAUUCUAUUAGCAGCUGAGAAACGGAACACCAACAAGCUGUUGGACGAAGUAUUCUUCUCAGAGAAGAUCUACAAGUUAAACGAUGAUAUAGUCUGUUCGGUAGCUGGCAUUACUUCAGACGCAAAUGUCUUAACAAAUGAGUUACGUCUCAUUGCGCAAAGAUACUUACUCCAAUAUGGUGAAGCUAUACCCUGUGAGCAGCUAGUCUCAUGGUUAUGCGACGUUAAACAGGCGUAUACUCAAUACGGUGGCAAGAGACCCUUUGGUGUGUCCAUCUUAUAUAUGGGAUGGGAUAAGCACUAUGGUUAUCAGUUAUAUCAGUCAGAUCCUAGUGGCAACUAUGGUGGCUGGAAAGCAACUUGUAUCGGGAAUAAUGCGGCGGCGGCAGUGUCGUCUCUGAAGCAGGAAUAUAAAGAGGGAGAGACUACUUUGAAAGAUGCGAUGGCACUCGCUAUCAAGGUGCUUUCUAAAACAUUAGAUAUGAACAAACUUUCUGCUGAAAAAGUGGAAAUGGCGAUACUGACGCGUGAGAACGGUAAAACAGAAACGAGAAUAUUGCCAGCGAGUGAAGUAGAUUCUUUGAUUGCAGAGCACGAUCGACUAGAAGCAUUGGCGGAACAAGCGAAGAAAGACAAACAAAAGUUGUAAAAUUUUAUAUUAGAUAAGGGAAUGAAAAUAAAUCGAGAAAUACAGCGUGAUGGCAAAGUUUAUUGUAUCAGAAACUUAAAAAUCUUUGUACUAUGUACUAUAUAAAUUAUCUUCUUGCUAUAUA
Dinoponera quadriceps is the source of this 1172-nucleotide messenger RNA. RefSeq names its product proteasome subunit alpha type-4 (gene Prosalpha3). The record is from RefSeq and is a predicted model, not a curated record. The transcript has 3 exons. NCBI's taxonomy places the organism in Eukaryota, Metazoa, Arthropoda, Insecta, Hymenoptera, Formicidae. Gene Ontology annotation, cellular component: nucleus; cytosol; proteasome core complex, alpha-subunit complex. Bases 275 to 1048 code for a protein of 257 amino acids. Gene Ontology annotation, biological process: ubiquitin-dependent protein catabolic process.